This is a messenger RNA of Morus notabilis, 1957 nucleotides long. RefSeq names its product glycerol-3-phosphate acyltransferase, chloroplastic. NCBI's taxonomy places the organism in Eukaryota, Viridiplantae, Streptophyta, Magnoliopsida, Rosales, Moraceae. The transcript has 13 exons. Gene Ontology annotation, biological process: glycerophospholipid metabolic process. The record is from RefSeq and is a predicted model, not a curated record. Gene Ontology annotation, molecular function: glycerol-3-phosphate O-acyltransferase activity. The coding region runs from base 186 to 1559 and encodes 457 amino acids.
AACACCACCGAAGUUCUCGGAUGAUCCGAAACAGAAACCUUUUUAGAGAGAGAAAGUCGGCUUCUUAGAGAGAGAAAGUGAAAGUGAGAGAGAGAGAGAGAGAGAGAGAUCCGUUAAAGAAGCGUUGUAGCGUACGAUCAGCUCUCCUCCACAUUCUCUUCUUCUUUAUCUAUUUUUGAUUGACUAUGUUUAUCCUAUCCACAUUCUCCUCCGCCAUUGCCACUGCCACUGCCGUAGCUUCUCCUAGGGUUUCCUUCGCUUCUCUCUCUUCUUCUUCCAAGGUUUUGGCCGUCUCGGUCAGGUUGGGCGGGGCGAGAAGGUUCGCUUGUCCUUGUUUCUUUGCCAUGGCGGAGCUCGUCAAGGACAAGGAGGCGGCGUCGUCGGCGGCUGCUGAGAGUGGCGGCGGCGUCUCGGCUUUGGCAUCGGGCUCCGGCGCCGAGAGGAAGGAGCCUAAGCGUUCUCGCGCGUUUCUCAAUGCCAGCUCCGAAGAAGAGCUACUGGCUGGAAUCAGAAAGGAAAAAGAAGCAGGACGGCUUCCUCCAAAUGUUGCUUCUGGAAUGGAAGAAUUGUAUCACAAUUAUAAAAAUGCUAUUUUUCAAAGUGGAAAUUCCAAAGCCGAUGAUAUUGUAUUGUCAAAUAUGGCUGCUGCACUGGAUCGCAUAUUCUUUGAAGUAGAGGACCCUUUUGUCUUCUCUCCACAUCACAAAGCACUGCGAGAGCCUUUUGACUACUAUAUGUUUGGCCAAAAUUAUAUUCGACCAUUGAUUGAUUUCAGAAACUCAUAUGUUGGCAAUAUUUCCAUUUUCAAUGAAAUGGAAGAGAAGCUUCAGCAGGGUCACAACAUUGUUUUGAUCUCAAACCACCAAACUGAAGCAGAUCCAGCUGUCAUUGCCUUGUUGCUUGAAGCAACAAAUCCUCAUCUUGCUGAGAACAUGAUAUAUAUUGCGGGAGAUAGGGUUUUAACAGAUCCUCUUUGCAAGCCCUUCAGCAUGGGAAGGAAUCUUAUCUGUGUGUACUCAAAAAAGCACAUGUUCGAUGUUCCUGAGUUUGUUGAGAUGAAAAGAAGAGCAAAUACACGAAGCUUGAAAGAAAUGGCUGUGCUUUUGAGGGGUGGGUCACAAAUUAUAUGGAUUGCACCAAGUGGUGGUAGAGACCGGCCAGAUCCUGUGACAGAAGAAUGGUAUCCAGCACCCUUCGAUGCUUCUUCCGUGGACAAUAUGAGAAGGCUUGCAGAACAUUCUGGUGCUCCAGGGCACAUAUAUCCCUUAGCAUUACUGUGUUAUGAUAUCAUGCCCCCUCCAAGACAGGUAGAAAAGGAAAUUGGAGAGAAAAGAAUUAUCUCCUUCCAUGGAGCUGGUUUAUCAGUAGCACCAGCAAUCAGCUUCUCAAAUUUUGCUGAUUCCUCUGAAAUAUCUGAGGAGAAGGCUAAGCAGGCGUACACAGAGGCACUUUAUGGGUCGGUAACCGAGCAAUACAAUGUGCUCAAAUCCGCUGUGCAUGGAAAACAAGGAUUAGAGGCAUCUUCUCCCACUGUCUCUUUGUCGCAACCGUGGACCUAGUCGAUCUUUCUACCGAGUCUAUCAAAAUUCUUUAAUGAUCAGACUAGGCCCUUUUUUCUUUUGACAUAUUCUCAUAGCUUCUUGACCAUAAGACCGCGAAAUGGUCGGUCCUUCAGUGCCAGAAUGCUCUUUGAGAAGAAGCCCUAUUACCUCUAAAACUCCCUCCACAGAUGACUCUAUUAGCUCACCUGUGAAUAUGCUUAUGCAGAGCUGAAAUCUUCAGAAACUCUGAGCUCUUGGAAGCUUUAGCCUUGGGUAUUUUCUAGUGUACAGCUGGAGCACAAGAAAAGCAAAUUUGCAAUGUAUAUUUUUACUCGAUUUCUAAGUUAGAACUUGGAUCUUAUAAUAUUAAGUUCAACUGUAUUAUUUCAUUUAUUUUAAAUGAGUUCUUAAGCUCU